UGUGCCUCGGUUCGAAAAACAUGGACACUGAAGUACAUAACCCUAGUUUUCAUAAAAUACUUUUUUGAGGUUAGUGCAUUUAAGAAGACCUCAAAAUGCCGUUUAUGAUAGGGCCGGCUCCUAUAAGGAGAACGUUAAAAUUUUUGGAAGCCGGGCGUUUAAUUUUGAAAGAUCAAAUCAAAAUUAUGGCCGUACAUUAUCAUCUUAACGGUGAAAAUAAUAAAGGGACAAAAGAAUUUGUAUUUUGGUGUUUGCCACAAAUACAGUACAAGAACCCCAACGUACAAAUUGCGACUUUUAAAAACCUAACACCCUCACCUUUCAUUAGAUGUUUUUAUGAUACCGGAGAUGAAAUGCUAAUAGAUGUUGAUAAUAAGAGCAAGGAAGAAAUUUAUGAACACCUUAUAAGAGUGGUGGGGAAAACAAAGGACAUACUCGAGGCUGAAUCGAUUUCCAAAGAAAAGAAGGAUAAUCCUGCAAAUUUCGGUGUAGGUUGUGACAGACAAUGUAUUUGCGAACUCCCAGGACAAGUCCCUUGUCCCAGUAUUGUACCCUUGCCUAAUCACAUGAGAGGCAAAUUUAUUUAUAAAAAAGAUAAUUAAUUAUAAUUUGUAAAUGUUUGUACACUUUUUAGACAAUUAAAAGUUAGAAACAAAAUUGUUUGUAUAGGUUGUAUUAUUCAACGGGACAAGUUACGGGUUAAAAAAAACACUGCAUUGUAAUAUAAUACAGAAUAUUUUAACUUUACUGGUUGGAAUUAUAUUAAUAAUAAAAAUGAUAGAAAUGUUAACUUCAUAAUAAAAAA
This is a messenger RNA of Tribolium madens (black flour beetle), 805 nucleotides long. It is a transcript of the gene mRpS25, whose product is annotated as probable 28S ribosomal protein S25, mitochondrial. The transcript is spliced from 4 exons. The record is from RefSeq and is a predicted model, not a curated record. Gene Ontology annotation, cellular component: mitochondrion. NCBI's taxonomy places the organism in Eukaryota, Metazoa, Arthropoda, Insecta, Coleoptera, Tenebrionidae. The coding region runs from base 96 to 602 and encodes 168 amino acids. Gene Ontology annotation, molecular function: structural constituent of ribosome.